This is a messenger RNA of Closterium sp. NIES-65, 516 nucleotides long. NCBI's taxonomy places the organism in Eukaryota, Viridiplantae, Streptophyta, Zygnematophyceae, Desmidiales, Closteriaceae. The record is from the annotation of a GenBank genome assembly.
AUGCACCAAAUCGCAUCGCGAUUUUCUGUUCCUUCCUCGCCAAGCCUCGAUCGGAUCGGAUCGAAUCCAAACGAACCAGCGCGAAACGAGAGCAAGCCUCUAGUAGCGGUGCAAGCGGACCUUAAAACGCGUACAGUGAAGGACGAGGAUAGGGGGGAUGCGGGAGGAGGUCAGGGGAGCAUCAGGGGAGUGGGUGAAGAGGAGGGGGGAGAAACGGGAGGUGGAGAUCAGAGGGGUGAAAGGACAGCAAGGAAUGCAGAGGGGAAGAGCAAGGGAGGCUGGGGGAUGAGUAAUGGGACGGGAGGCUGGGAGGAGGAGGAGGCAGUGGCAGUGAUAGCUGGAGUGCUGAGAGAUAAGUUUGGGCCUCAGAUUGUGAGAGAGGAGGUAGAGGAGUGGGGGGGUGGGAUAGGAAGCAGGGAGGACGAAGAGGAGGUGGAGAUAGUGAAAGAGGAGGAGGCGGAAGAAGAGGAGGAGGAGAGGGUAGAAGGAGUUGGGAAGGAAGCGAAGCAGAAUUGA